Molecule: messenger RNA, 2331 nt
Organism: Arthroderma uncinatum
Lineage: Eukaryota; Fungi; Ascomycota; Eurotiomycetes; Onygenales; Arthrodermataceae
Product: C2H2 transcription factor Crz1
Exons: 2
Coding region: 1-2331 (776 amino acids)
Biological process (GO): regulation of transcription by RNA polymerase II
Cellular component (GO): transcription regulator complex; PcG protein complex
Molecular function (GO): DNA-binding transcription factor activity, RNA polymerase II-specific; RNA polymerase II cis-regulatory region sequence-specific DNA binding
Source: RefSeq, a predicted model, not a curated record
AUGGAGGCUCCUUCGCAGAACGGGAGGGCCAGGUCGUCGUCAGCGGCGAGAAGCAAUAGUAACUCCCACUUCACCCAAGUACAAAAUAACCUCAAUUCGCUCCAAUUUACCGACCCUACCAACAACAACCAGCUACACGCCGACCAAUCACUUUCGGGGAAUAACAACAAUAACACCUAUCCAACAACUACGUCGUCAAGCAACGAGCAGUUUCUCUUCACAACCCCUUACCUGGCAGCUACAUCUCAGGACGGACUUGGAUUCACCACCAAUGUGACUGCGCCAGAGCGUGCGUUCAACCAACAAGAGGAUUUCUCCCAAGCGUUUGAUACCAGUUUCCUCGACCAGCUGGAACAGCCCGGUACUGGCGUGAACGACAGUCGAGACUCCCAGCCGUUUCCAGACUUUGACAAUUCGGACCAAGGAUUUAAUUUCGAAGAGUUCGGCACCUUCACACAUCAAGACCAGACCUCGGGAUUCAAUACAUCUAACGCAAUGAUGGGUACUAUCCAGCAGCCUACUAUCAACCCGGCAAACUUUGCCCAUCCACUGUCCUCGCCGCAAAUGCCAACCUCUCCCCAUUUAGUUCCUCCGGAGACGGUUUCGUCCCCUAACCGCCCUGCCUCCCCGGCUGCCGCUUCGAGUCCGGGAACGUUUUACACGCCCCAGCACUCACGGCAUACUUCUCUAGACCCUGCCAGCGCAGCUUAUAUUACUAGCGGUGGUGUUCAGUCUGACUGGCAAGGGAUACUUGGGCAGAGUUCCUUCCAGGGCCAUCGACGUGCCCCAUCAGAGCAUUCAGAUGUCUCGUCAGUGUCACACUCACCAUUCUUACCGCAGCAUGACACGUUCGAUGCCUCUACCCAUGCUUCUGCUCAUCCUUCUGCUCAUCCAUCUCCUCACCUUCCCCCUCAAACUGACCCGAGCCUGUACGACAAUGCAUUCGGAAUGGAGACCUUUACGAUAUCAGAGCGUGAACAGAAACGAGGAUAUAGUCCAGGACAUAGUCCCUAUAUCUCUCCUCGUCUUUCACCACAACUGCAUAACGCAGAAUUAGACCCAGACAAUUCGUUACUUCUGGCUCAACAUAUGCCUCAAAAUUCUACCCAGGAUCCAUAUUCUAGCACAUCAGCUCCGUCUAUGCCCGGAUUCCAAGCACAAACUGGUCCAGGGGAUAUGGGACAAGCAGCUCAGAUGACCCCUCCUUCGAUUAACGUUGAAUUCGCACCGCCUUCAAGGACAUCGACCGUGGAUGCUCCAAAAUUAAAUGCAGAUGGGGAUACAUUAAGCCCUCCAAUCAGCCGUGCUCGUGGACGAAGUAAAUCGGAUCCAUAUAUGUCACGGCCAAUGUCACCAUCUUCGCUUGGUUCUGUUCUCGGUGGUGCUACUUCCAACACCAGCUCCUUAUCACCAUCCAGGGUUUCUGGUGGCGCUUUCAGUACACCAUCUUCACGGGAAGCUUCGCCAGCGAGCAAGAAUCGACGCCAGUCAACCUCAUCCCUUGACAAUCGUACCUACAUUCUAGACCUCGCAAACCCCCAGCGACCUGGAUCCAACCCACAAGACCCGAAAAGAGUACAGAAACACCCCGCAACAUUCCAAUGCACACUUUGCCCUAAGAAAUUCACACGAGCAUAUAACCUCCGUUCCCAUCUCCGAACCCACACGGAUGAAAGACCAUUUGUCUGUACCAUUUGUGGUAGAGCUUUUGCCCGCCAGCAUGAUCGGAGACGCCACGAAAGCUUACAUUCUGGCGAGAGAAGAUUCGUCUGCCGUGGCGAUAUGUCUAGCGGUCGUCAAUGGGGAUGUGGUCGACGCUUCGCCCGCGCCGAUGCCCUUGGCCGCCAUUUCCGCUCGGAGGCCGGUAGAGUAUGCAUAAAACCUCUUCUUGACGAAGAAGCUAUCGAGCGAGACAACCUCAAUCAGCAGCAGCAACACCAGCAGCAACAAGGGGGCACACCACAGGGUCACUUACAACCAACCAACCAGCCGUUAACAGUACAGGGCAUGGACGGACAUGGAGGCUCCUUUACACUACCAGCUGCUUUACUGGCUCAAUAUCCUGCACUGCAGGGUUUGCAGUGGGAUCAAAUGGUUGCUCCGGUGGACGAUAAUAGCGACAUCGGAGGACGAAGUAGCUUUGACGCAAGUUCUGGCGGAGAGUUCGGCUUUGGUGACGAAGAGGAUUCCGUCAAUGCUGGAUAUCUAAACCAUUCUCCCGGUCAACAGCAGCAACAGAUGGGCGGCGAUCCGCUUAACCCUGGCGCUGCUGGAGGUGGCUGGCCACAAUCAAACCAAAGUUGGGCUAAUGAGUAUAAUGGGAUCAGAUAA